AUGAAAGGAGAGAUAGAUUCACAUACAGAUGCUCAUGGCCUUCAUUUUGGCCUCUCCACUGCAGCCCGAGCUCCACAGGAGGAGGAAUCCCAGCCAGUGCUGGGUGAGCUCAGGGUGUCCGAGGUCACCUCUGACUCGGUGCAGCUGGAGUGGAGCGUCCCCGAGGGCACCUUUGACUCCUUCACGCUGCAGUACCGCGAUGCACAAGGCCAGCCCCAGGUGCUGCCCGUGGACGGGGGUUCCCGCACGCUGACGCUGCCGGGGCUGUCCCCGUCCCGCCGCUACAAGUUCAACCUGUACGGGCUGUGGGGUCGCACACGCCUGGGCCCCGUCUCCACCGACACUGUCACAGCUCCACAGGAGGAGGAACCAGCAUCGCAGCCAGUGCUGGGUGAGCUCAGGGUGUGAGUCACCUCUGACUCGGUGCAGCUGGAGUGGAGCGUCCCCGAGGGCACCUUUGACUCCUUCACGCUGCAGUACCGCGAUGCACAAGGCCAGCCCCAGGUGCUGCCCGUGGACGGGGGUUCCCGCACGCUGACGCUGCCGGGGCUGUCCCCGUCCCGCCGCUACAAGUUCAACCUGUACGGGCUGUGGGGUCGCACACGCCUGGGCCCCGUCUCCACCGACACUGUCACAGCCCCAGCUCCACAGGAGGAGGAACCAGCAUCGCAGCCAGUGCUGGGUGAGCUCAGGGUGUCCGAGGUCACCUCUGACUCGGUGCAGCUGGAGUGGAGCGUCCCCGAGGGCACCUUUGACUCCUUCACGCUGCAGUACCGCGAUGCACAAGGCCAGCCCCAGGUGCUGCCCGUGGACGGGGGUUCCCGCACGCUGACGCUGCCAGGGCUGUCCCCGUCCCGCCGCUACAAGUUCAACCUGUACGGGCUGUGGGGUCGCACACGCCUGGGCCCCGUCUCCACCGACACUGUCACAGCCCGAGCUCCACAGGAGGAGGAAUCCCAGCCAGUGCUGGGUGAGCUCAGGGUGUCCGAGGUCACCUCUGACUCGGUGCAGCUGGAGUGGAGCGUCCCCGAGGGCACCUUUGACUCCUUCACGCUGCAGUACCGCGAUGCACAAGGCCAGCCCCAGGUGCUGCCCGUGGACGGGGGUUCCCGCACGCUGACGCUGCCGGGGCUGUCCCCGUCCCGCCGCUACAAGUUCAACCUGUACGGGCUGUGGGGUCGCACACGCCUGGGCCCCGUCUCCACCGACACUGUCACAGCUCCACAGGAGGAGGAACCAGCAUCGCAGCCAGUGCUGGGUGAGCUCAGGGUUUCCGAGGUCACCUCUGACUCGGUGCAGCUGGAGUGGAGCGUCCCCGAGGGCACCUUUGACUCCUUCACGCUGCAGUACCGCGAUGCACAAGGCCAGCCCCAGGUGCUGCCCGUGGACGGGGGUUCCCGCACGCUGACGCUGCCGGGGCUGUCCCCGUCCCGCCGCUACAAGUUCAACCUGUACGGGCUGUGGGGUCGCACACGCCUGGGCCCCGUCUCCACCGACACUGUCACAGGUGAGGGGGCUCUGGCACCAGCCCCGCUGAACCGCCUCUUGUAGUGGACAGAAGCUUGGGCAGGGCCCGUGCUCGUGCCUUGGUCAGUGGAGGAAAGGGGGUGGGAGGGGAUUUGGGAUCAAUCCAUUGACUAUGGAAUCCCUGGUGAGCUUUAUCUCAAUGGAUGGAUGAAUGGAGAGAUAGAUUCACAUACAGAUGCUCAUGGCCUUCAUUUUGGCCUCUCCACUGCAGCCCGAGCUCCACAGGAGGAGGAAUCCCAGCCAGUGCUGGGCGAGCUCAGGGUGUCCGAGGUCACCUCUGACUCGGUGCAGCUGGAGUGGAGCGUCCCCGAGGGCACCUUUGACUCCUUCACGCUGCAGUACCGCGAUGCACAAGGCCAGCCCCAGGUGCUGCCCGUGGACGGGGGUUCCCGCACGCUGACGCUGCCGGGGCUGUCCCCGUCCCGCCGCUACAAGUUCAACCUGUACGGGCUGUGGGGUCGCACACGCCUGGGGCCCCCGGUCUCCACCGACACUGUCACAGCCCCAGCUCCACAGGAGGAGGAAUCCCAGCCAGUGCUGGGUGAGCUCAGGGUGUCCGAGGUCACCUCUGACUCGGUGCAGCUGGAGUGGAGCGUCCCCGAGGGCACCUUUGACUCCUUCACGCUGCAGUACCGCGAUGCACAAGGCCAGCCCCAGGUGCUGCCCGUGGACGGGGGUUCCCGCACGCUGACGCUGCCGGGGCUGUCCCCGUCCCGCCGCUACAAGUUCAACCUGUACGGGCUGUGGGGUCGCACACGCCUGGGCCCCGUCUCCACCGACACUGUCACAGCUCCAGCUCCACAGGAGGAGGAAUCCCAGCCAGUGCUGGGUGAGCUCAGGGUGUCCGAGGUCACCUCUGACUCGGUGCAGCUGGAGUGGAGCGUCCCCGAGGGCACCUUUGACUCCUUCACGCUGCAGUACCGCGAUGCACAAGGCCAGCCCCAGGUGCUGCCCGUGGACGGGGGUUCCCGCACGCUGACGCUGCCGGGGCUGUCCCCGUCCCGCCGCUACAAGUUCAACCUGUACGGGCUGUGGGGUCGCACACGCCUGGGCCCCGUCUCCACCGACACUGUCACAGCUCCAGCCCCACAGGAGGAGGAACCAGCAUCGCAGCCAGUGCUGGGUGAGCUCAGGGUGUCCGAGGUCACCUCUGACUCGGUGCAGCUGGAGUGGAGCGUCCCCGAGGGCACCUUUGACUCCUUCACGCUGCAGUACCGCGAUGCACAAGGCCAGCCCCAGGUGCUGCCCGUGGACGGGGGUUCCCGCACGCUGACGCUGCCGGGGCUGUCCCCGUCCCGCCGCUACAAGUUCAACCUGUACGGGCUGUGGGGUCGCACACGCCUGGGCCCCGUCUCCACCGACACUGUCACAGCCCCAGCUCCACAGGAGGAGGAACCAGCAUCGCAGCCCAUGCUGGGCCAGCUGACGGCCCCUCACGUCACCUCUGACUCGGUGCAGCUGGAGUGGAGCAUCCCCGAGGGCACCUUUGACUCCUUCACGCUGCAGUACCGCGAUGCACAAGGCCAGCCCGAGUCUCUGCUCUUGGACGGGGGGUCCCGCAGAGUGACAGUCCCUGGGCUGUCACCUUCCCAGCGCUACAACUUCUACCUGUAUGGGGUGAUUGGGCAGAAACGCCUGGGCCCUGUCUCCCUCGACACUAUCACAGCCCCAGCUCCACAGGAGAAGCCACCAACCAAGCCCCGCCUGGGCGAGCUGAGGGCCCCUCACGUCACCUCUGACUCGGUGCAGCUGGAGUGGAGCGUCCCUGAGGGCACCUUUGACUCCUUCACGCUGCAGUACCGCGAUGCACAAGGCCAGCCCCAGGUGCUGCCCGUGGACGGGGGUUCCCGCACGCUGACGCUGCCGGGGCUGUCCCCGUCCCGCCGCUACAAGUUCAACCUGUACGGGCUGUGGGGUCGCACACGCCUGGGCCCCGUCUCCACCGACACUGUCACAGGCGCCCCAGGGACCCUCUGGGUGGGAACCGUGUGGCCCCGCAGCGCCCGCCUGCACUGGGACCCCCGUCGCGUUCCCCCCGAUGGCUACGACCUUGUCUAUGGGCCCCCUGGAGGAGCCCAGCAGACAUUGCAGCUCCCCCCUGAGGCAACAUCCUAUGAGCUGUGGGGCCUGGAGCCUGCGGGGCGCUAUGGGGUGCAGCUACGGGGCCGGGGAGAAGAUGCCCCCCCCACCCUGCUGGAGACCACCUUUGACACCCCCCCCCUUCCCCACCCGCACCCCCGGGACUGCGCCGAGGAGCAGCUCAAUGGGCCGGGGCCUUCGCGCGAGGCCCUCGUCUUCCUCGGGGGGGACCCCGCGAGGCCCCUGCGCGUCUUCUGCGACAUGGACACGGACGGCGGCGGGUGGCUGGUGUUCCAGCGGCGCCAGGACGGGGGCACGGAUUUCUGGCGGGGGUGGGACGAGUACGAGAGGGGCUUCGGGAACGUGAGCGGAGAAUUCUGGUUGGGUAACGCCGCUCUCCACGCUCUCACCUCCUCCGGCCCCAUGGAGCUCCGGGUCGAUCUCCGCUCCGCGCUCGACGCCGCCUUCGCCCGCUACCGGGACUUCCGCGUGGCCGGGCCCCACGAGCACUACGGGCUGAGCCUGGGAGCCUACAGCGGCACCGCCGGUGAUGCUCUCUCCUACCACGCCGGGAACCCGUUCUCCACCCGGGACCGGGACCCCCGGGGCCGCCCCCGUCCCUGCGCCGUGGCCUACGGGGGGGCCUGGUGGUACCGGAACUGUCACUACGCGAACCUGAACGGGAGGUACGGGAACCCGAGAGAGCAUCAGGGUGUCACGUGGUUCCCAUGGAAAGGAUUUGAGUUCUCCAUCCCCUUCACCGAGAUGAAGCUGCGGCCCCAGCGCGACUGA
Pezoporus flaviventris is the source of this 4398-nucleotide messenger RNA. RefSeq names its product tenascin-X-like. The record is from RefSeq and is a predicted model, not a curated record. NCBI's taxonomy places the organism in Eukaryota, Metazoa, Chordata, Aves, Psittaciformes, Psittacidae. Gene Ontology annotation, molecular function: protein binding.